Messenger RNA from Nicotiana attenuata, 900 nucleotides. RefSeq names its product ribosomal RNA small subunit methyltransferase NEP1-like. Gene Ontology annotation, biological process: rRNA base methylation. NCBI's taxonomy places the organism in Eukaryota, Viridiplantae, Streptophyta, Magnoliopsida, Solanales, Solanaceae. The record is from RefSeq and is a predicted model, not a curated record. Gene Ontology annotation, cellular component: small-subunit processome; nucleolus. Gene Ontology annotation, molecular function: rRNA binding; rRNA (pseudouridine) methyltransferase activity.
AAUUUUGUCUCAAGCCCGAAAACUAUAUACGGGUGAAGAUUAAGGCAUCAGCAUAAACCCUCCAAAAUCCAAAGAUCUCUCUGCCGCCUCUUCCUUCUCUCCGCCUCUUCCUUGAAGUAGUGAGCAGCUUCUAGGUUUGACAAGAAAUGGUGCGACCGUACAAAGUUAAAGGGGAAAAGAGGAAAAAGAAAGGAGAGAAUUAUGAUAAGGAAGAAAUAGAGGAACCUUUGGAAGAGGAGUCAGCAAAAAGAGUGAGAACAGAACACACCGAAGCAGACACUGAGGCAGCUGAAAGAGUUGUAGAUUUACUGGCUGGCAUUCCGGUUGUUUCAACUGAUCAAAGCACCAAACCUGGUGUUAUUUUCAUCAUUGAAAGAGCUUCUCUGGAAAUUGCUAAAAUUGGAAAGACUUACCAACUUCUCAACUCAGAUGAACAUUCCAACUUUCUUAAGAAGAAUAAUCGAAACCCUUCUGAUUAUCGACCUGAUAUUGCUCAUCAGGCAAUGCUUUCAAUUUUAGAUAGUCGAGUGAAUAAAGCUGGGAGAUUAAAAGCUUUGUAUGUGAAGACCGAGAACGGUGUCCUAUUUGAAGUAAAAAAACCUCAUGUUCGUAUCCCUAGGACGUUUAAACGAUUUGCUGGCAUUAUGUUGCAGCUGCUACAAAAGCUGAGCAUAACUGCUGUUGGUAAGCGAGAGAAACUGUUACGUGUUAGAGAAAACCCUGUUUCACAGUACCUACCCAUUGACUGUCGGAAGAUAGGCUUUUCUCAUAGUUCCGAGAAACUGGUGGAUGUUCAGGAAUAUGUUAAUGGCAUCAACAAGGACAUGAACCUUGUUUUUGUGGUUGGGGCAAUGGCCCACGGGAAAAUUGAUACAGAUUAUGUCGAAGAUUAUCUAUCGA